Messenger RNA from Microplitis mediator, 918 nucleotides. RefSeq lists its product as uncharacterized. The transcript has a single exon. The record is from RefSeq and is a predicted model, not a curated record. Gene Ontology annotation, biological process: lipid metabolic process. NCBI's taxonomy places the organism in Eukaryota, Metazoa, Arthropoda, Insecta, Hymenoptera, Braconidae. Gene Ontology annotation, molecular function: phosphoric diester hydrolase activity. Bases 1 to 918 code for a protein of 305 amino acids.
AUGUGCAGCAGCAGCAGCAUUCAGUGUGAAAAAUUUACAUACAAACCAUAUAUAGAACGUAUUAAAUAUUUAGUAAGAUUGCCAGACCAUAAAAAGUUAUGUGAGCUCGCACUUAUUGGUACUCAUUCAUCGCUAUCCUACAGUGUUGAAGAAAUAGAACAUCAAACCCAAGAUUUGAAUUUUGCCCAGCAAUUGAAAUAUGGAAUCCGUGUUUUUGAUAUUAAUGUGCGUUUAGAAUCAUAUUUAAUUGAAACUUACAGUUAUAGCUCUAAGACUAACUUUGGAUUUCAUGAUAUGCUACAAGAAGCUGAUGAAUUUCUUGAUGACAAUCCAGGUGAAUUUAUAAUUUUAUUGAUGCGUCAAGUUUAUUUUCCUGCAACUAUCGUAACCAGAAUUAAUUGUAAAACUAUCAAUUUUUAUAUCCGCCAUGUCUUCGGUGGGCAACGCAUCAUCCCGAAAUGGCGACUUGAGGACACUAUUGGACAGUAUCGUGGAAAAAUAUUAUUAGCAGGUUGGGAUGAUACAUUUGAUGGAUGUAUUUUUGAUAUUCGCACGAACUGUGAGCGUCAAAUUGGCAUUAAAUGGAAAACUACACGUAGUGAUUAUGUUAUUGAAGAUAAAUGGAAUGAUAUUCUUAACUUAAUGAUUAAAAGUCAUUUUGAUAACUAUAAAUGUUUUAUCAAUGAAAUUAAUUUUGAUGCUGGUUCAUUUCAUCAUCGUGCUAUUGCUAGAGAUGGUGGUCAUUAUCAUGGUAAAAUAUGUGUCACUUCACCAAUGAAUAAAUUAAUGGAAAACUCUUUUCAAAAUCCACAUCGUGCUUUGAUUAUUAUCAUGGCCGACUUUCCAACACAGGGACUAAUGGAUAAAAUUAACGACAGCAAUUUUCCUAAUUCAUCAUGGCGUAUUGGUUGGGAAUGA